Molecule: messenger RNA, 783 nt
Organism: Trypanosoma cruzi
Lineage: Eukaryota; Euglenozoa; Kinetoplastea; Trypanosomatida; Trypanosomatidae
Exons: 1
Coding region: 1-783 (260 amino acids)
Biological process (GO): mitochondrial translation
Cellular component (GO): mitochondrial large ribosomal subunit
Molecular function (GO): structural constituent of ribosome
Source: RefSeq, a predicted model, not a curated record
AUGAGCCGCAACGGUGAGCUUUGCCUAAAGAAAGUCAUUAUUUCCUACUGUCCUAAUAGGGGGUCUCCUAACACUCGCCAAUUUCUUGCGACACACUUACCUCGCUUUCACGCAAAGUACCCGAGUGUAACCAUUGACAUUCGUCCCCGUUUAUGGGCAGAGACAAGCAUCACCGGUCUAUACCGUGAUGGGAGCGAGCGGAGCUACAAGACAAAGUACAUGAGUUCCAUGGGUAUUUGGCUGCGCUUCCAUCGUCUUGUUAACACGGCCAACGACUAUGACCUGCCGUUCUCCGCUUCCCACCUUCAUUUCCAGCGGCGGUCGGUUCAGGGAACGUGGAACCCGUGGUUGUGGCACUAUGAGACAGAUCGCCGACGCACAGAGACUCCACAGUGGCGUCGAAAACUCUCCGAAGAAGAAUGGGACUACUACUUGGGCCAGUACAGUGCACAGAUGAAGCAAGAGGAGGAGGCGAUUCAACAACGCGUUGCUGAGCAUACAGAGAUACCUCUGCAGAAUACCAGAGAGGUUCAGGAGCGGUGGAAGCAGUAUGUUCUACCGCGGUUGCAAACGGAUAUGGAAUUUAAUCUCUCACAUUACAAGCGACAGCAUGCACGAGGACAGCGACAUGAACCUGUGACGAUGGGGGAGUACAGGCUCUUUUCUGUUCCUGAUCAUCGUGAAAUUGGUCAAGAUGCGGUGGACAUGAUGCGAAGAAGGGAAGCAAAGCAUCAGGAAGAAUGGUGGCAACAUCGGAAGUCGCAAUUGAAGCCACCAAAGUGA